Spirodela intermedia is the source of this 1975-nucleotide messenger RNA. The record is from the annotation of a GenBank genome assembly. NCBI's taxonomy places the organism in Eukaryota, Viridiplantae, Streptophyta, Magnoliopsida, Alismatales, Araceae.
AUGGAGGGGAGGACGAGGAGGGUACGAACAGAGCCGCCGCCGCCGCCGCCGCCGAAGCAUGAGCAGCAGCAGCAGCAGAAGGAGCAGCGACGGGAGGGGAGGAGGAUCCCGGUGGUUUAUUACCUGUGCAGGAACAUGCAUCUGGAGCAUCCCCAUUUCAUCGAGGUUCCUUCUUCUCCGGAGGGCCUCUACCUGAGAGGUCAGAUUGCAGGCGGCUCUGCUGUCGGUGUUCUUCAGGGAGAUGAUGAGAGAUCUCUGAUUUCGUUCUGGUUCUUUGUGUAGAUGUGAUCAACAGGCUGAAUGCGCUGAGGGGAAAGGGCAUGGCCGCGAUGUAUUCCUGGUCUUGCAAGAGGUAAUCGCCGGAACAUAAUUCCCCUCGAUUUCUCCAUUAAUGUCGCUUGAAUUUCUGCCGGGGAUGAUUUCAGGAGCUACAAGAGCGGUUUCGUGUGGCAUGAUCUCUCGGAAGACGAUCUGAUUCUCCCCGCCCAAGGCAACGAGUACGUCCUCAAGGGUUCGGAGAUCUUGAAUGCAUCCCCUUCAGGUAAUUCUUCGGCCAGAGCUUCGGAUCACAGAUUGAUGUUCAUCAACACGACGAUACGAAACCUAGUUUCCCGUUCUUCCUCGGUGCUGUUCAGAUCGGCCGCAUCAAAACUCCAACUCCGGCUGGCCGAAGACCCCAAAGCAUCUGCAGCAAGGCUCUCCGACGCCGUCGAGCCAAGAUGGCUCGCCGACCUGCCCUGAAGUGGUUCUCAAAGAGGUGAAGCCUCCGCGGCGGAGGGCGCCGCCGCCGCCGCCGCCGACCCCGGCACCAGACGGCGGUGACCUUUCCCCCACACUGCGCCAACCGAGCUGUUCGAGGAACAUCUCGCCAGAGUCGCAGGGGAAUUCUCCGUGGGGCUGCGGCGGCGCCUCCCCUGGUCCGGCGGAGUUUCGCAUCGACAAGGACCUCGGAGCUUUGAAUGCGUCUACGCAGACCGACGACAGGGUCGCCGGAGCUCGGAAGGGACGGCCGGCGGCGCCUCCCACCCGCACCAGAGGCGUCUCCACUGAUGAGCCCUCCUUCGAGCUCAAGUUCGAUGGGAGCCGCCGGAUCCGGACUGUGAUUUCGAAAGAGAGCUCAGAGAUCAGCGCCGACGAGAUCUCCCCCCCUCCGACAUCCUCGAGCGCAUCGUCCUCCGGGGGGAAGACGGAGACCUUGGAAUCCCUAAUCAGAGCCGACGCGAGGAAAACGAGCAGCUUCAGGAUGGUGGAAGAAGAGGUCCCUCUGCAAGCCGCCGCCAAGCUGAAGGCCACAGACGUGCUGAUGCAGCUGAUCACCUGCGGGUCCAUCUCCGUCAAGGACAACUAUGGCAUCGGCAUCGUCUCCCCCUACAAACCCAGGAUCUCCCAGGUGAAGUUCCCGUCGCCGGUGUUCUCAAGCUCGAGGACGCUGGGGGAGCUCGAUUGCCUGUCGGAGAAUCCAAGAAUGGGGGCGGCGGUGAUGAGGAUGGAAGAGAAGGAGUACUUCAGCGGGAGCUUGAUCGAGACAAAGAGGCGCAAGGAAGGCGAAGAGAAAUUCGUGCCCACUCUCAAGCGCUCGUCCUCGUACAACGCAGAGAGGUACUCAUCUUUCCAUCCCCCUCCCUGCGCUGAAUCCUCUUCCUCUCUCUCUGCAACUCCAUUCCCGUCAUUCAGGAACUGCAAGUCACCCGAUCCGGCGGGGAACAAGGAGAAGCCGGCAGACUCGACCAUCUCAAGGUGCCUGCACAGAACGUCGAAGACCUCCGCCGCCAAGCAGACGAAGAACGAGACGACGACGAAGUCCCCUACAGCUCCCGACGGCCGGAGGAUCUCCUCAGCUGGGCCGGACUGCGUCUCCUCCAGGAGGACCAGCAAGAGAUUCACAGAGCCUUCUCCCACCGCCGAAUGCCCCUCCCCGAGGACGGAAUCCUUCCGGGAAGAGAAGGAGAAGAUCAUCAAGAUCGAAGAAAGUUGA